Molecule: messenger RNA, 513 nt
Organism: Adineta steineri
Lineage: Eukaryota; Metazoa; Rotifera; Eurotatoria; Adinetida; Adinetidae
Source: the annotation of a GenBank genome assembly
AUGGCUGAAGCCAAUGCAUUGCCCAGAGAUCGGCCGGUUAUUCCGGUCAUCGAACAAUUUAGAGGUCUUGAUGCACUCGAUGCCUUUGAUCCACUUAGGUAUCCACUAGUGACAGCAUUUGAUGCUGCUCAUUAUCCGGGUGCCUGUGUUCAACGGUAUCGUGUUGCAGCUGAGAGGAAUGCCGCGUCUCCUGCGCGGUAUCCUCUCACGGGACCUCGACAAGCUCCAACAACGUUAGGAGCACCCAGAGAUGAUGAGGAUGACGACGAUGCAGAAGUUGAUUUCUUCGAAAAUAAUGAUCUGGUCGACUUCAAUAAUUAUUAUCGAAGAAACGUCGACACAGAAUGGGUUCUGAUCAACGAACCCAUAAUAUCGUCGUCAAUGGAUGAUGAGGAUGACUUAAGCAUUCUUCCAUUUGAACGAAUUGGUACACGUAUCCCUGAAAAACGAGAUAGUACUAAUUUUGUUGAAGAUGCUGAGACUGAAUCGGAUUAUGAUGGAGAAACUGAAUGA